AUGGCGUUGGCGGAAGGGCCGGCGGCUGCUGCGGCGCCGCCCGCCACAGAUUGUGACGCAGUCUCUUCUCGCGGACUGGCUGCUGCCUCCUCGGCGCAGUCCAGGGCCGCCUGCUCGCUGCCUGGCCGGGGNGCCCGGGAAAAAUUUGAGAUUGGAGUGGUUCAGCGCCUAGAGCGCUCCCUAACGGAGGUGGGUCCCUCUGACCCCCUCCGAGCUUUCGAGGUGGUCGGAAAAUUAGUUUCCGCAGUCGUGGCAACAUCCGGCGGUGGACUCAAGGGUGACUGCGUGCGGGCCUUAAAAUCCGGAGCGGCCACCCUAGAAGAACGUCUGAGGGAAGUGGUGGACCGCACCACGACGACGGAGACGGCGGGCUUGCGGCAGGAAGUGGCCCUGCAGCACGCCCGCCUCGAGCAACUCUCGAACGAGAAUGGCAAACUUCGGGCGGAGAAUGGGCAGCUGCGAGUGGACAUGGCUGAGUUGAGGACCAUGGUUGCCGACCUCAUCGAGCGGCAACGCAGCUCGGCCCCUGCCCCUCCUCCGCCCGAAGCGGAAGGCCUCAGUGAGGUGGACGAGUUGAGGCGGCAGCUCCUCAUACAGGAGGCGCGCAGCUCCAAGGUGGAGCGCGCGAGACCGCCCCUCGCUCACGAGGCUAACGGAAGUACGCCUGUGCCGGCACCCCGCAGGAGUGUGCAGCCCGCUGUAAAAGCAUACAGCGGGAAGAAGAAGGCUACACCCGCGCGAACUCCCGCUGCGGCUGCACCUAAACCCGCGGCUGCAGGGGCGCCGGCACCCACGGCCCCUGCAUCAAAACCGGUGUCCGCUCCUGCCCCGUCCCAGCCUGCGAAGGCGGGGCCUGGCAGGAGCCGAAACAAAAAGAAGGGGCGGACCAACGCCGCCAAACCGGCACCGACCCCCCAGCCCCGCCCACUGCCCCCAGCCCCGGCCAACAUGGACGAGGCCUGGACGACGGUGGUGCGGCGCGGGCCCAAAAAGGUUGCGGCGCCUGUCGUGCCGCGCCCCAAGCCCGCCCCUACGGCCGCCGCUCCCCGUCAAGAGGGUCGAGCGGAGCCUAGGGGCCGAACUGGACGAAGGAGGCCGCGCGCCCCGCGGUCGGCUGCAGCAGUCGUGGAGCUGCUGCCGGCCGCCAAAGAACGGGGCAUCACGUACCACGACGUGAUGACUCAGGCGCGCGGCGGCGUAAAUGUGGACGCCCUCGGCGUGGAGGAUUCAUAA
Bombyx mandarina (wild silkworm) is the source of this 1233-nucleotide messenger RNA. RefSeq lists its product as uncharacterized. Gene Ontology annotation, molecular function: zinc ion binding; nucleic acid binding. Lineage: Eukaryota; Metazoa; Arthropoda; Insecta; Lepidoptera; Bombycidae. The record is from RefSeq and is a predicted model, not a curated record.